AUGCAGUUGUUGAGUCGCUGGCAAUGGACCGGCCUGGCCGGAUUGAUUGUCAUCGCUCUUAUCACUUUGUUUCAAUAUCGAUCGCCGAUCGCCCGAGAUCCGCUCGCGGUAUCACCGGUAUCACUCGAUUUCAACGCAACCGAGGCCGUUGAGGAAUCGACAAUAACUUUGGAUUCUACAAAAAAGUCACCUGGAGUAUCUAAAUUCCACCUCUUGAUACCAAGCACGGGAUCGAAUCACCAACUAUGCCGAACUCUUGCGUCCGCUACAAUCCUGGGGUACCCAGUCCCUGUUUUCAACGGCUGGAAAAAAGAGGGUGACCUAGACGCGGCCAAGACGCAUCUAGCUAAAGUACGCAAUGUUAUGCUGUAUUUAGAGACCCUUCCGCCCUCCUCGGACGAUGAUCUAGUUCUUAUGGUCGAUGGCCUCGAUGUGACUUUCCAGAUCCCUCCAGAUGUCUUGAUCCAGCGCUAUUUCGCCAUCAACAGAGCAGCGAACGCUAAAAUUGCGACGCGCUUUGGAGAGGACUACAUUAAGAGUCUGCCACCAGAUGACGCUCCCCGACAAACAAUUCUCUUUGGCCCUGAGAAAGUAUGUUACCCGACAGACUGGGCUCGUGUGGGAUGUUGGGCAAACCCCCAUGACAUCGGCAUUCCCAUUGGUGCAUUUGGACCCGAUGAUGGACAGUUUAGCCAUAAUCUUCCACGAUGGCUCAACUCUGGCACUAUCAUGGGUCCCGUGGGAGAUAUGCGACGCCUCUUUGCGGCCACCUUGGAUCGCAUCAAGGAUUUCUAUGACUCCACCCAGGAAUUUAGUGACUCCGACCAGAAAUACAUGAGCGAUGUAUGGGGUGUGCAAGAGUAUUAUCGUUCUAUGAAGGAACUCGAACCCUUUUUCCACGGCGACAUCGAUCCAAAUCGCGUUGUGCCGACCGGCGGGCCUGAGAAGGUGAUUCCCCCUUAUAUCCGAGAUCAGAGGGCAGAGCUGCACGUUGGCGUUGAUUACCGAUCGGGAAUCUUCCAAACCAACGCAGGCUUCGAACACGUCGUGGAGUUCCUCACCUACAACGAGACCGGAGCUACAAACAGCACCUCAGCAGCUUGGGUGACCCAAAACAUCAGCGAGUCCCCAAACUUCAAACCCUUCAAAAUCUCGCUACCUUCCAACCUCGCCAACUCAAUUUCCAGCUUGCUGAAAUCGAUCUCUCACGCUGUCGACGCUAUCCCAAGUGUCACCGAGCUCCGCCUCGGAACCAACAUCGUAACCCAGAACAUCUACGGCAUGUAUCAUUGGACCGGAAGCAAAGAUGAUAUGGAUACCUUAUGGGGACAUAUGUGGUUCUAUCCAUACGUGCGGCCGCUAUUCCAAUCAGCCAUUGCGGCGUUGAAGGUGGACCAGGCCAUCGGUGUCGCGGAUGGGCGCACUUGGGUUCCCGCUCACAAACUUCCUACAAAUUCAACCGAAAUAGAAGGUAUUCGGGCUGCUGGAGCUUGGGCUGAUAUAGAUGGUGGGUGGCUGGGGUGGGAAGAGAUCUGUGGGAACUAUGAAGUUGAGGUGUUUGGACCUUGA
This is a messenger RNA of Penicillium cinerascens, 1569 nucleotides long. Its product is annotated as glycosyltransferase domain-containing protein. Bases 1 to 1569 code for a protein of 522 amino acids. NCBI's taxonomy places the organism in Eukaryota, Fungi, Ascomycota, Eurotiomycetes, Eurotiales, Aspergillaceae. The transcript has a single exon. The record is from RefSeq and is a predicted model, not a curated record.